AUGUGCGAUCUAAAUUGGGUCCAGUCGUGUGCCUGGAUCAAAAAAGGCUAUGUAAGUACCGAAGCAGAAAGGAAUGCACGUGUGGUAAUGGAGGGCAACUUAACAAUUGCAGAGGGUCGCAUGUGUAGAGCAUGCAAAAGCGUGCCAGAGACGAUCCCGCAUAUUGUAAGCAGCUGCCCACAUUGGGUAGCAAACCUGUAUGAGUGUAGGCAUAAUGAUGUUCUCAGAAACAUACAUUACGCCUUGUGCAGGAAAUAUGGCCUAAAACCGCCACACUUCAGGCAUCAAUUAGAACCAGUCCUGGAAAAUGAUAAGGUCAAGAUACUAGUGGAUGUUCCAAUCCAGACUCUUACCCCUCUAGCACAUAACCGGCCAGACCUCGUGAUCUUUGAUAAGGUAAAAAAGCAGAUCACCGUUGUAGAAGUGCGAGUAAGUUGGUUUACAUGCAUAAAGGAACAAAUAAACGCCAAGGUCUACAAAUAUACAAUAGACUCUACCAAAAAUGGCGAGCCUAGUCCGCCCAACCAGGCUCAUGAUUCGCCAAAUGGCAGAGUGCCGCAUGGGGCCCCAAACCUCAUCGGCGAUAUGAUGAUGCAGUACAAGCAGCCUGUACUGUUUAUACCAAUUAUAAUUGGUGUAACCGGAGAGGUCGAAAAGACACUCCCCGGAAGACUUAAAGACCUGGAGGUUCCAAACGUAAGCGACCUACUUGAACGAAUGCAACGCUCUGCAGUACUAAGUACUAGCCGAAUUAUCAAACGACACAUGGUACUGCCGAUUGCGAAUGAGUAA
Enterobius vermicularis (human pinworm) is the source of this 792-nucleotide messenger RNA. The record is from the annotation of a GenBank genome assembly. Lineage: Eukaryota; Metazoa; Nematoda; Chromadorea; Rhabditida; Oxyuridae.